Molecule: messenger RNA, 969 nt
Organism: Cryptomeria japonica (Japanese cedar)
Lineage: Eukaryota; Viridiplantae; Streptophyta; Pinopsida; Cupressales; Cupressaceae
Exons: 1
Coding region: 211-909 (232 amino acids)
Source: RefSeq, a predicted model, not a curated record
GGUUUGAGAGCUUUCUUAAAGCGGAAAACCACGUUUGUCAAUUUAAAAAGGUAUUUUGGUUUGAGAGCUUGCUUAAAGCGGAAAACCACGUUUACCAAAACGAAGGCAACCUCUCAGGCUUUUUGACAUGGUGGAAGUCCAGAGAAGGAAUCUCAAUCCGAAGCCAAUGGCCAACAUUUCAAAGCUCUGUAAAGUGUACUAUUAAGCAAGAUGGAUGGUCAAAGAAGGCGAUCAAAUCCGUCAGGAACACCUACCAGAACAAGAAUGGUGGAUUCUCCUCCUUAUCCUUUGAAGCUCUUUUGUAGAUCACUUUUCAUUGUCUUUACAUUCUUCUGUAUUUUAUUCUGGUUACUUUUCGUCUUCGAGCUCCCCCUGGACUCAGAAGACCACAGCACCGUACGCCUAUACCCCAAAAGACUAGAGAAACAUUUCAAUCGUAGAAAUCCAAGUGCCGUUAAAUCUCAAGCUUCUUGGGGAUAUCUCGGCGAAAUGAUGGUUGGAAUGCUGCCGCAAGACCUGCCGUUUACUGUAUUUGUUCCGGCCGAGCAAAAUUUCCGGCAUAUUUUAGGCCUGAAAGAUAAUUCUGCCCGGAGAGAGAAUUUUACAGACGAAUUGGCUGUAAACUCGACGCUUGAUAAUACAGUGGCUGUUGUUUCGAGAAUUUUAGGGUUUAGUACAGUUCCAUUCCAUUUGCUCUCGAGGUCCGUUCCAUCAAACGGCGAGGUUGUUGCGGAUUCUCUGUCUGGAUUUAGUUUGCAAGUGGCUAAGUCUUCUAAGGGGGUUUUAUAUGUAAAUAAUAUAAGCUGUGGAGUUACUGAUUUGAAAAAGGGGGCAAUUGUUGUUCAUGUUGUGCGCGGGGUUAUCAUGGAUGCAGAGUUUGAGCAAUCUAUGAGACCGGACGAAGAUUAAGAUUUGGACUAAUUUUAUGUUUCGUUAUUUUAAUCAAUUUUUAAGAUCUAUGAUUUUUGC